GCGGCGGGCACGCGGUGCUCCGGAGGCGGGCGCUUUGGCAGGGCAGCAGGGGCAUGAAAUGCAGGGUUUCCACGCACGGCGUGUGAUGGAGAGCGGGGCCACGAGGGGCCCUCCGCCUCCAUCCAGUUCCUGGAAACCCCCCAGCUUUCGCUUUGAGACCCACGGGAAGGCGGAAGCUGCGCCCCAAGCACGCCAUGGCAGGAAGCUGCCCGGCCCCCCAAAACGUACUUUGCCCCGAGCGCCUGGCUGAGUGAUUCCCCCUGCCCAGGAGGGGGAUUUUGGGCUGGCAGCUGGCAGGGAUUGGGUUUCGGCGCUGCCGGGAGGAGCCAGGGCCGCCCGGAGGGGGAUGCCGAGGAGCAGAGGAUGCCCAGCAGAUAGCGCAGGGCAGCGGCAGCUCAGCCGGGGGCUCCCCUGAGGCCAGGAGGGACGUCGGGAGGACGCAGAAGCCCCGGCUUCCCGGCUCUCCGUCCCCAUGGAGAGGAGAUCCGCCCUGCCCCAGGACCUCCGCGAGGUGCUGCACUGCCUGAAGAUGAGGAGCAAGUACGCCGUGCUGCUGGUGUUCGUGGUGGGCCUGGUCAUCAUCGAGAAGGAGAACAACUUCAUCUCCAGGGUGUCGGACAAGCUGAAGCAGUCCCCGCAGGCGCUGCCGGAGGCCAACGACACGGAGGCCAGCCCGACGCCGGCCGAAAACGGGUCCCUGGCCUCGCUGCGCCAGCUGGACGCCGCCUUCUCGCAGCUGAGGACGCGGCUGCACAACGUCACCCUGCAGCUGGCCGGGGGGCUGGCGACGGCGGGGACGGCGCCCCCGGAGCCCCGGCGGCACGUCCUGCUGAUGGCCACCACCCGCACCGGCUCCUCCUUCGUCGGGGAGUUCUUCAACCAGCAGGGCAACAUCUUCUACCUCUUCGAGCCGCUGUGGCACAUCGAGAGGACGGUCACCUUUGAGCCGGGCGGCGCCAACGCGGUGGGGUCGGCCCUGGUGUACCGCCACGUCCUGCAGCAGCUCUUCCUCUGCGACCUCUACACCCUGGAGAGCUUCAUCUCGCCGGCGCCCGAGGAGCACCUGACGCCCUUCAUGUUCCGCCGGGGCUCCAGCCGCUCGCUGUGCGAGGAGCCCGUCUGCACGCCGGCCCUCAAGAAGGUCUUCGAGAAGUACCACUGCAAGAACCGCCGCUGCGGGCCCCUCAACGUCACGCUGGCGGCCGAGGCGUGCCGGCGCAAGCAGCACGUGGCCCUGAAGACGGUGCGCAUCCGGCAGCUGGAGUUCCUGCAGCCGCUGGCGGAGGACCCGCGGCUGGACCUGCGCGUCAUCCAGCUGGUGCGCGACCCCCGCGCCGUGCUGGCCUCCCGCAUGGUGGCCUUCUCGGGCAAGUACGAGAGCUGGAAGAAGUGGGCGGCCGAAGGGGCGGCCCCGCUGCAGGAGGACGAGGUGCAGAGGCUGCGGGGCAACUGCGAGAGCAUCCGCCUGUCGGCCGAGCUGGGGCUGCGGCGGCCGGGCUGGCUGCGGGGCCGCUACAUGCUGGUGCGCUACGAGGACGUGGCGCGGGCGCCGCUGCGCAAGGCGGAGGAGAUGUACCGCUUCGCCGGCAUCCGCCCCACGCCCCAGGUGGAGGAGUGGAUCCGCGCCAACACGCAGGCGCCCCGCGACGGCAGCGGCAUCUACUCCACGCAGAAGAACUCCUCGGAGCAGUUCGAGAAGUGGCGCUUCAGCAUCCCCUUCAAGCUGGCGCAGGUGGUGCAGGACGCCUGCGCCCCGGCCAUGCGCCUCUUCGGCUACAAGCUGGCCGGCAGCCCCGAGGAGCUGACGAACCGCUCGCUCAGCCUGCUGGAGGAGGGACCCCCCUCCUGGGUCACGUAACGCCGGGGGGGCAGCCGCAGCUGGGGGACCUUCGACUUUCCGGGAGGGCUGCGCAGCCCGGGGGCUUGCCGAAACCACGCCGUGCCCUCCAACGCUGCUGUCGCGGGGAGGGACUGAGCACGGAAAGCAGCACGGCUGCCCCGCGUGAUGUGGGGCCCGAAGCAGCGCUGCGCUGAGCACCAGCAGGGACCCGAAGCCCCAAGGCCUUACUGGUUUAGUGCCUUCACACCAGCACGGACUGGGAGCCGCCCGCGGAGCCCCAGCCAGCAGCACGACGAGGUGGCUGCUCGGGUUUGCGCUCCUCAGUGUUGGUUCGGGGGGGUGGGGAUGUGGGGUGGGGGUGUUUGGUUGGGUUUUAAGUUUGUUUUCUUCCUUUUUCUCCGUGUACCAGGGUUGCAGGGCAAAUCUAUUUAUUUAUUACGUGAAAAAGAGGGGGAGGUACACCGGGGGUCAGAGCUAAGCCCAAAAAAAAUCAGAGCAGCGCAACGUGCUGCGGAGAAACAGGGACACCGACAGCGAAGGCAGGGGGAUCGUGGCCCACGGGAGAGCCCCAGGAGAGGGGAAUUGGGGGUGCAGCUCCCCAAAAAACCCUGGGCACAGCGGGGCAGGGAUGCUGCCAGCAGCCAGCACCGGCCACAACCUCACACCGGGGCGAGGACGCCCUGGAGCAGCUGAACCUCGUCACCUGCUGGAAGCCGUUUCACCUGACUUAAGUAAAAAAAAAAUAUGGAUAAUACAAAGGAGCAGAUUCCAAAGCA
Molecule: messenger RNA, 2616 nt
Organism: Anas platyrhynchos (mallard)
Lineage: Eukaryota; Metazoa; Chordata; Aves; Anseriformes; Anatidae
Gene: CHST3
Product: carbohydrate sulfotransferase 3
Biological process (GO): carbohydrate metabolic process; N-acetylglucosamine metabolic process
Cellular component (GO): Golgi membrane
Molecular function (GO): chondroitin 6-sulfotransferase activity; N-acetylglucosamine 6-O-sulfotransferase activity
Source: RefSeq, a predicted model, not a curated record